CAACCAUCUCGCUUCUCGCAAUCUCCCACCUUCGAACGAGAUCGAGUUCACAGUUUUGGUUCACUGCUGCAUACUUCCCUAAAGAUCACGCACUCAUUCCCAUUCUCACAAUGUCAUCCUCCACUGCUCUCCUUCCCAAGGAUCGCAAGAAGGAUGAUCACCCCAUCUUCCUUCGUGUCUGCCACUCGCCAUGGAUCAGCAUUGGCCAGAAGGCUCUCGUCGGUCUUCGAAGCUUGACUGCAGCAUACCUCUUGGUCAGCUUCCUGGCGCUCAUCAAGUACGAGCUCGAGCGCAACAAGGCUGGCUUGGUCACCAUCUUCAAGUUCUCGAACAUUGCGUGCUUCAUCCAGCUUCUCUACCAUGCCAUCGCAGCCACUUACACCGUUAUGCAUCUCUACUACCCUCACCAUGGUAGCCAACCCAAGACCUGGAAGACUCGCGUUCAGAGAUUCUUGUCGCCACCCCGCCAACACUCUUCGACUCAGAACCGCACCUGGUUCAGCAUCUUCUACUCUGCAGCCAACACCUUUCCACUUGUCUCCGCUGCUAUUCACUGGUUUGUCCUCGUCCCAACGAAGCAUGCCACCAUUCCAGGUGACCACACUUUUGGACAUGGCUGGUACACAACCUUCUUCGUUCUCGACAAAUAUGCUAUCUGUGCUGCCAUUGCUUUCUUUGAGGUCUUCUUCCUCAGCAGCAUCAAGCGCCAAGAGGCAAAUCUCACCCUGCUGCUUCCUCACAUGCAAGCUAACAUUCUGCAGCCACUCGGUUGCCACCUUGCCGGACUCGUGUUCCUUGCCUUCCUCUACAUUGGUUGGACCUACAUCGGUUACGUUGUCGCUGACAAGUAUGUGUGGUGGUUCCUUGACCACAAGCAGGUCAAGUGGGAGUAUGUCGUCGCAUCCUGGUUUGGAUUUGCUGCCUUGACAGACAUUUGUUUCUUUAUCAUUUACGGCAUCGCUGGUCUUCGUGAGUUGUGCACCAAGAAGGGUGAGCACAAGAGCCGUGGUUACCAACAGCUCCCACAGUAGGCAUCAUGACCGUGGUUAUUGAUUUGGUGCGCGGUAGCUGGAUUGGUAUCAUUAGAUUGUCUGGAGGCUUUAUCUGUUCCUUUUCCUUUGUCGCCACGGAUUUGCUCACGUUGAUUAGCAGAUUGAAGACUGUCUGGGUUUGAGAUUGAGUUUCGCCAUCAUUAUCCUGUCAUGGAAUGCUCUUUGACAGUGUUACUCGUAAGGCCAGAGCUUCCU
Hyaloscypha bicolor E is the source of this 1247-nucleotide messenger RNA. RefSeq lists its product as uncharacterized. The record is from RefSeq and is a predicted model, not a curated record. Lineage: Eukaryota; Fungi; Ascomycota; Leotiomycetes; Helotiales; Hyaloscyphaceae. The coding region runs from base 111 to 1031 and encodes 306 amino acids. The transcript is spliced from 5 exons.